Molecule: messenger RNA, 1775 nt
Organism: Syngnathoides biaculeatus (alligator pipefish)
Lineage: Eukaryota; Metazoa; Chordata; Actinopteri; Syngnathiformes; Syngnathidae
Gene: fen1
Product: flap structure-specific endonuclease 1
Exons: 12
Coding region: 188-1330 (380 amino acids)
Cellular component (GO): nucleus
Molecular function (GO): magnesium ion binding; 5'-3' exonuclease activity; RNA-DNA hybrid ribonuclease activity
Source: RefSeq, a predicted model, not a curated record
UUUAGCGGCCUUGAUUAACUAUUUUCCCAUUAUAUCUGUGAGGUUAUUAAGAUCGACAAGUAGAUUGCUCAUGCCUGCUACUUCCUCUCCCACGAAAUGAACACCCAUCUUGGCGGGAGUCGACUCGCGGCGCUUGCGGAUACUUGUGUUUGCCUCGGAAUUUUGAAUUGAGCGCUGCACGACCACAAUGGGGAUUCAUGGACUCGCCAAACUCAUUGCUGACCACGCUCCUAGUGCCAUAAAAGAGCAAGACAUCAAGAAUUACUUUGGCCGAAAAAUUGCUAUAGAUGCCUCCAUGUGCAUUUACCAGUUCCUGAUUGCUGUGCGACAGGAUGGUAACGUGCUCCAGAAUGAGGAUGGAGAGACAACCAGCCACCUCAUGGGAAUGUUCUACAGGACCAUCCGCAUGCUAGAACAUGGCAUUAAACCUGUUUAUGUGUUUGAUGGCAAGCCCCCACAGCUCAAGUCAGGAGAGCUAGAAAAGCGAGGUGAGAGAAGAGCGGAAGCUGAGAAAAUGCUUGCACAAGCCCAGGAACUUGGAGAGCAAGAAAGCAUUCAUAAACUCACUAAACGUCUUGUCAAAGUCACCAAGCAGCAUAAUGAUGAAUGCAAGAAGCUGCUGAAUCUAAUGGGAGUGCCUUACUUAGAGGCGCCGUGUGAGGCUGAGGCCAGCUGUGCAGCUCUGGUCAAAGCAGGAAAGGUCUUUGCCACAGCAACAGAGGACAUGGACGGACUGACUUUCGGAACAAACAUCCUGCUCAGGCACCUCACAGCCAGUGAAGCAAAGAAGCUUCCAGUCCAAGAGUUCCACUUCAGUCGCAUUCUGCAGGACAUUAACCUGACAAAUGAACAGUUCAUAGACCUAUGUAUUCUGCUGGGAUGCGACUACUGUGGCACCAUCAAGGGGAUUGGCCCCAAGAGAGCCAUCGACUUGAUCAAGCAGCACGGCAGCAUCGAGGAGAUCCUGGAAAACAUUGACCCAAAUAAGCACCCUGCUCCAGACGACUGGCUCUACAAGGAGGCAAGGGAACUAUUUCUGAAGCCUGAAGUGGUGGAUUGUUCCACAGUAGAGCUGAAGUGGAUUGAGCCAGAUGAGGACGGGCUGCUCCACUUCAUGUGCGAAGAAAAACAGUUCAGUGAAGACAGGAUCCGCAAUGGGUGUAAGAAGAUUUUAAAGAGUCGGCAAGGGAGCACACAAGGACGACUGGAUUCCUUCUUCUCAGUCACCGGGUCGCUGUCAUCCAAACGGAAGGAGCCUGAAGUAAAAGGAUCUACUCAAAAGAAGCUGAAAACUGGAGCCACGCCGAGAAAUUUCAGAAAAGGCAAAUGAAAGAAACUAAACAUUUAACUUUUUUUUUUCUUUUUUCAAGCAUGUUUAAAUAUUUUCCCAUUUAUGGAAUAAAUGUUUCUUGGAAGCAGUGUUCUAUUUUUCUUCCAUUUGAGCUUUGAGAAAGGGUCAGAGCCAGAGGUCAGCAUACUUUUGUACUCCAAGAAUGUUUUCUGCAGUGUUCAAAUAAUUUAUGUACACUAGAUCUAUUGUGAUUGAAAAGUUUCGCAAAAUCUUGACUUUAUUGUGCUAAUGAUAAAAAAAGUAAAGUGGACAAUGUGCCAAGUAUUUACAGUGUGGGUACUAAAUAUGUGCAGUGUGUGUCUGCGGGUGUGCAUGCGAGUAUUGUGAGAGAGAAAGAGAAGUAAGAGGCUAGACUCCUGCUGAUCUGAUCCGACCGGCUGGCACCCAGAGAGAAAAAGGUGGCACCCCUCCCAACCCUGCAGCU